Mustela erminea (ermine) is the source of this 1151-nucleotide messenger RNA. Its product is annotated as membrane-spanning 4-domains subfamily A member 6A-like. Gene Ontology annotation, biological process: cell surface receptor signaling pathway. The transcript has 8 exons. The record is from RefSeq and is a predicted model, not a curated record. Bases 261 to 1004 code for a protein of 247 amino acids. Gene Ontology annotation, cellular component: plasma membrane; trans-Golgi network. Lineage: Eukaryota; Metazoa; Chordata; Mammalia; Carnivora; Mustelidae.
UGUGUGGCUGGAACCUCUGGACUAAGGAAGGGCUGGUGACUUUCAAAAGAUGAAGACAAGUAGAAAAUUCUACAGGACUCUGUGACAGCCCAGAGUCACCGCCUCCCGGGAGUUUGUGAGCACUCGGCUGGAACCAGCAGGCUGGUCCACGGGCACAGGUCCUGUUUCCAUAUUUCUGACUGCUGCUGCUUCUCCACCCUGAAUCAACUCAGGCACAGGCUACCGAAGCAAGUGCUAGUGACCCCAUCGUAUCACAGCCCAUGGCCAAUCAGACCAUCAUAGUUCUGACACCAAAUGGCAUCAACUUUCCCAAAACGGAGGAUCCCAAACCCACCAACCAGAGGCAAGACAGCCUAGAGAAACAUCUAAAGGCAGAUGUCAAAAUUCUUGGGACCAUCCAGAUCCUGUGUGGGGUGAUGGUGUUGAGUUUGGGAAUUAUUUUGGUAUCUGUUCCCUCUUCUCCACAAUUUGCCCCGACGCUUUCCGCCCUGUUGAAGGCUGCUUACCCAUUCAUAGGAGCCCUGUGUUUUGUCAUUUCUGGAAUUCUAUCAAUCAUCAUGGAGAAAAAGUCAACUAAGCCUUUGGCUCAGAGCAGCGUGGCUGCGAACAUUCUGGGUUCUCUGUUUGCUCUUAUGGGUUUUAUUCUCCUCUCGGUCAACCUGGCUGCUUUGGAUCCUGCCUUUUGGAAGUGCGAAUUGAACAAAGAGGACAAAGCACCUGCAGGGGAUUACUUUUACCAUUAUAUGCACCCAUAUAUUAAAAAUGAAUGUUUCAUGGCCAAAACUACUCUGGCUGGAACUCUGUCUGUGAUGCUAAUUUGCACGGUGCUGGAGUUCUGCCUGGCUGUGCUCGCUGCUGUGGUUUGGUGGAAAAAGGCUCACUCCAACUUCACUGGGAGUGUGCUUUUCUUGCCUCAGAGUUACAAGAAUAAAUCUGGCGUACCCUUGGCAAAAUCCUUAAAGGCAUCUUCUGACCCUGGAUACGAAGAACUAUUGACUUCUUAGGAGAAAUAUUCAUCAGGAAUUUGGUUUUAUGAUGCUAUAUAAAAACCAACCAAAGAAACUGAACUCAAGAAAGCAAAUUUUGAAUUCUCUGAAAUGUAGGCUUUUAUAUAAUGAACACCGAAAAUAUAUAUCUUUGUUUUCUUGUUA